UCUUUGCAUUGAACUACACACCUUCAAAACAUUCUCACUGAAGUUAGAAGAGAGAAGGCCGGAAGACACAUAUUUGGAACUUAAGGGCGUACGAGAUGAAUGUCUCUACACCGCAUCCUUUCCGGGACGCCAUGUCUACCAGCAGUUGUAGUUUCGAGGACCGUGCAGUGGACUUCAUUGGAAGAUGCUAUUUCACUGAAAUCUGCAAAUGUAAACUGAAAGACAUCGCAUGUUUAAAAUGUGGGAACAUCGUAGGUUAUCACGUGAUUGUUCCGUGUUGUUCCUGCCUUCUUUCCUGCAACAAUGGACACUUCUGGAUGUUUCACAGCCAGGCAGUUUAUGAUAUUAACAGACUAGAUGCUACCGGCGUAAAUUUCCUACUUUGGGGCAACUUGCCAGAGGUCGAAGAGAAUACAGAUGAAGACGCAUUAGAUAUCUCAGCAGAAGAGUGUAUUCGAUGAACGGGGUUAUGCUAUGUAUAAUAUUGACUUGUUUCUAUUUAAACCAUAUGUUAAUGGAUUGACUCGAAAAAAUAUUAGUAAGGAUAUACUACUGAUUUCUCCUUUUCAGGAAAAAAAUGAGACUUUUGUUGACGUAUUUAUCUGCUAUCUCAGAUGAAUUACCAGAAUUUAAUUUGAGCUAUGGCAGUUCAUUUUUUCUAUGGCUUCCUCUUCCUAUUUCCACCCUCCACCCGGUAUAGAUGUAUGCUUAAAUUCAGAUUGGAGAUUUUUUCAUGUGUCACUCAACUACCUCACCAUCUUGGGGAAUUUUUCUUACAACUAGAUACCAGCUACUGUUAAUUUUACAUUCUUGAAUAAGGGGCAUUGGUAUACAUAGACGGGUGUAUAUCACCCAAGUAUAAGCAUGUGUAUAACCAUUCAUGCAUAUGGCAAGCUCAACAGGGAAUUAAAGCUUAACAGGAAUUUUUUAAAAAACCAAGCUGAGGGGCACCUGGAUGGCUCAGUCGGUUAAGUGUCCGACUUU
Suricata suricatta (meerkat) is the source of this 984-nucleotide messenger RNA. It is a transcript of the gene RUMY1, whose product is annotated as family with sequence similarity 72 member A. Lineage: Eukaryota; Metazoa; Chordata; Mammalia; Carnivora; Herpestidae. The record is from RefSeq and is a predicted model, not a curated record. The transcript is spliced from 5 exons. Gene Ontology annotation, cellular component: cytosol. The coding region runs from base 96 to 461 and encodes 121 amino acids.